Cuscuta campestris is the source of this 1250-nucleotide messenger RNA. Lineage: Eukaryota; Viridiplantae; Streptophyta; Magnoliopsida; Solanales; Convolvulaceae. The record is from the annotation of a GenBank genome assembly.
AAAGCCCAUUUCAUCCAUUUCUGUCUCAUCAAUGAGGAACUUGAUAGCAUGUUCUUCGCUAGACACGGUUCGCUGCGGAUUUCCUUUGAAAUCUAAAACGUUUUGAAUACAUUUCCCUCACAGCUGAUCCAUAGCUUACAAUCUUACGCGCUCUCCAUUGAUAUCCGUUUCUUCUUCACUUAAUAACCGCCCGCUCGCUGUUUGAAUCAUUGGAAUCGGACGAUAAUCGGGCAGAGUCGAUGGCGAGAGCUCGGUUAUUGGCGUUUCCGAUCAGAUGCCGGAAUUGGUGUUUCAGCCGGUCGGUUGACCCGUCCGCAUGCAAGGAACAAUCUGCCAACACUCCGGCGACGCUCGUUGAGCUCUGGAACAGGCUCUCCAAACCCGCCGUGGUUAAGCCUUCAGGGUCCAAGAUUGAACUCGUGGUCGAUUUCGCAACCACUAAGAUGAGCAAUCAGUGGAGUAAUUUGGAGAAGGCACCUGCUGGGAGUUUCAAGAGCAAGCUCCACGGGUUAGGGUUGAAGCUUCUGUCUACUGUUAAGCCUUCUGAGAUAUUCUUAAAAUCCAUUUCGAAGGAGGUGGAUAAAGUAGAAAUCACCUAUCCAUCUAGUUUAAAUGGCCGACUAGUUCGUCGAAGGGUAAGACACAUUGCAUUCAGGGGAACGGUUAUUCACAAGCGGUACUUAUAUGGAUCAACUGUUUUGCUCCCGUUGACAACAGUCUUCAUGGUGCUACCCUUGCCUAACAUCCCUUUCUUUUGGAUCUUGUUCCGCACUUACUCUCACUGGAGAGCUUUGAAGGGGAGUGAAAAACUUCUUGAAUUAGUUACAGAACACCCUGACCAACAACAUUCCAAUAAAAACACAACAAUCGAGAUGAGAUGUAAGAAAGCCAAUUCAAAUGAAAAUUCUCCAUGGGUUUUAAACCCAUCAGAGGAACUACAAAAACUUCUGAACCUCGAACAUACAUCAGACGGUACAAGUGAAAGCACACUAUCUGCAAUAUGCCAAAGGUAUCAUUUGAACAUGAUGGAUGUCGCGAAGUACCGGAACUCCCUUUAGUAGGACAUGUUUCCCUUAUUUCUUACUGGCUGUACAUUUCCUAUUGAUUAUAGAAUUCUUUCUCAGUGAUUUUUUUUUUGGUUGGAAACUCGAACAUGAGAGCAACGAAGUUCAUGCAAAUGUUAUUGUUGUGUUUCCAAUUCGUUUAUUACUGUAUUAAUGUGUUCCUCAAAAUAAAAAUUUUGAAGGAUU